UGAAUCACAAGGCCAGGGGAAUCCCAAACCGCAAGAGAACUUACAAACCUACUUAACUUUGCCAACCCCCCGAAUAAUCCGACUUUGUCCUUCCUCCUGCGUCGGAAUCCUUUUCAGCUCCGCUACCCUCAGACUUCAACUCCCCCGCACAUUGGAGGCCUUUCGGCUGCUGACACGAACAACGCACCAACCACAAUGGAUCACGAUCAGUCUGUUCAGUACUUGGAAGGCCUAUUGGGUCGCACACUGCGGAUUCAUACCACGGAUACUCGGAUGUUUGUUGGGCUUUUCAAGUGUACUGAUGCGGACCGAAAUAUCAUCCUCGCCAACUCCUUUGAAUACCGUAUGCCCACCACUUCUGCCGUACAAGCCGCUGCAGAGGAGAAGCAGUCGUGGGGAGAAGGGUCGGAAGCAAAGAGCACAACUGUCAAAGUGAACAUGACACAUCGGUUGAUAGGCCUCAUUGUCAUCCCAGGACGUCACAUUACGAAAAUAGAGCUGGAGUAA
Molecule: messenger RNA, 507 nt
Organism: Penicillium crustosum
Lineage: Eukaryota; Fungi; Ascomycota; Eurotiomycetes; Eurotiales; Aspergillaceae
Product: LSM domain-containing protein
Exons: 2
Coding region: 196-507 (103 amino acids)
Cellular component (GO): NatC complex
Source: RefSeq, a predicted model, not a curated record